AUGCCUGCACAACCACCAGCGACCCACGAUCUAAGCACCACACAACUCAACGGUAUCAUCGAAGUCGCGCAGCAGAUCGCAGGCGUAGCAGCCUUCAUCAAGAAUGAAUUCUGCAGCGGUCAUCUGGCAGCUUCGAUGCCUCUGUACACCUUCAUGAAGGACAGUUGUCAGCGAUUGCACUCGUAUGGAUGGCCGCUUGUCUGUGAGCUCGAGCCUAGGAAGGCACAUCUUCCGUGGGAUGUGCAAACGAUGACUGCUGCGGAUGCUUUUGAGACCAUGGACCGGCUUGCGGACUUCUUCGAGCGGAGAGCGAUCGAGUGUGUUAACCCAGACGUGGAUGAUGCUGCUCUGGCGGCUGAUCUUCGCUUCCUGUCUCGGUAUACGAGCAUGGUCACUGCUAGCAACAAGGAGCAGCCAGUCUCUGGACCUCUCACGCCGCCUAGAAGUCCGCUUGAUGGGCUGAGUGUGCUUUCGCGAGGGCCAUUUGUGGUCAGCAAGCCUAAAUCAAGCCUAGCAUCGACCACCCAAUCGACUGCCGGACAGUUCGAAAAUAUCUGGGAGCUUCCAGCGGCCGCCAUCGAGACCAGCACUGCUGUCCAGCAUACGGAAUAUGGCAGUCCGCAUGAUCUGCGACCACUGCCCGAUGAUCUUGAUCACUCAAACCAUGCUCUCAAAGGACGUCGCCUUGCGAAGCGAAGCUGGUUCGAAAAUGACGCUCACUUCGUCGAUAUCAUCGGGGAUGAGCACAAGCUCUUCGCAGCACCAGCACCGCAGGAGUACGCUACCAUCUGCGGAGGUGAAGGCGCGUUCGCAUCAUGGCACUACCUCGAUGCUUCAAUUCUGGGCAUCUCGGCUGUCAACAUGAUCAAGCUUGAGCACCCACUCAAUGCUAAGGAGGUCCGUAUCGUUGACAUUGACGUAUUGAGAUUCACUCGGCUUAUGCUGUAUGACUGGGUCGAUGGGUUUCUUGACAGACCUGAUCACCGAGCAGCUGAGAAGAAGAGCCUUGAGAUCGUGAGGAGAGAGCUGGCGCAUCGAGCGUGGUUGAACAGUCGUGGCCAUACUAGCGCUCCUGACACACCGGAGUUGAGCGUACUGCCUGCAGCGGCUACUGCAGAUAUUGAGUGUCUUGAGCCUCUCCAGGCGACCACGUCAGUCGCUGAGAAUGAUACCACCGGUACGACCGAGGAGGUUGACAUCAGCAAGCCUUUAGGCUACCACCCUUCCUGCUCGUAUGCUGUCUCCCAUCAGAGCUUCUGGGACCGCACUGAUGUUGAGCCAGUCUCGACAUCUGCUCAACCAUCACACCCCGACCCACCAGAGGGAGUAGAACAAGAUACCGCCAGCGAGGUCCCAGCCCCUGCGCCAGAUCUGCUCACACCGAAGCCAGACUUGAAGUCACUAAGAGGUGCGGAUGAGACUCAUGUUGACAUCGUUCUUGGCAGCAAGGGUGCAAAGUCUGCACCCAGGUACACAGGUCUCAACGGAUUCAACUGCCACAACGCCUCUUGCUCGUACUGUGCCGAGCACUCCAGCAGAGGAUAUCAUGGUGCAGCGUUCACUGCUUUGAACAGCAAGCCUCAAUCUGCGAAUAUCGGCGGUGUCAAGCUUGGCAAUUUUGCUAAGCAUGUGCGCUUUGAGGAGCCCAUCGAUGAGGUUCGAUACAUCACUAGCAUGCACGCUUCUCUGGAUGGGCCUAUUGCCGUACAUCCGGCUCUUCUACAUGGUAUAAAUCGAACGGACUUUGUCAACGGGGACAGCUCAAUGGCUCCCGUGAGGGCGCCUUCGAAGCCAGCUGUGGGAGGCGUGGGUGACAUGACAGAGCUUCUUCUGAAGAGUAGAUGUGCUGCGCUGGGAUUGCCUACUCAGACAAUCAAACCGCGUUCUGAGUCCGUUCCUGUCUUGGCGAGGUCUUCUAGCAACGCUGUCGAGCACAAAGAGUCCGAGCAGACCGAAAUAUACUCCCUCCGCCGCCAAAUAGUAGACCUUCAGUCUCAGAUCGCCUCCCUCCAAGACCAACUCAACGAACCCUCAACCAAAACAACGCCCCUCGAACCAGCCGAUCCCUCCACUAAGACCCCUCGCACCGAAGAAGAGCCCAAGCAUCCACUCCAGUACCUCAUUAACCACCGCGCAUCCAGCAUCACCAGCUCUUUAGACGGCUUGGCAGGCUCUUCAGUUGACCUGUCCGACGGCUACGACAGAUCGCCCCAAUACCACACCUCCGAGCCUUCCACCAAUUCCGCUCCAUCUAAUGGCCGCUGGCUCCGUCCUGUCGACAGCGUGCGCGUUACCAUUAACCCUGAUGGCAGCCGAACCCUGCAGUCCGUUUCGCAGCCAAGAAAUGAUACCUUUGAGCCCCCCUCAGACUUAGGUCCUCCCAUGGGCCGCCUCUUGACCCCCAUUGACGGCGUGCGCGUCACUACUAACCCCGAUGGCAGCAGAACCCUGCACUCCGUCUCGCAGCCAAGGACUGACACCACCUUCGACCUUUCUGGAAGCCUUUGGAGAGGAGAGGGAUGGAAGCAUGGGUUUGGAAGUCCGGCGGCUGAGAGGGACAAGCUUUUGGCGGCAAAGGCAGGAGAAGAUAAUGACAGGUUGAUCAGCUUGUUUGCCGGAGAGGCGGAGUAUAGGGGUGUGAGGGGACCCAGUAGUGAGGAGAGGGCUAGUGCUAUGGCCGAGAUGGGGCUGCAGACGGAUGCUGGAAGUCAGAGUCCGGAGUUGAGGUCGAGUCGGGGGAGGCCGAGGAUUGGGGGUGGGGUUGUGGUUGGUGGUGUUGAUGAUGAUGAUGAUGAUGAUGAUGAUGAUGAUGAUGAUGAUGAUGAUGAUGAUGAUGAUGAUGAUGAUGAUGAUGAUGAUGAUGAUGAUGAUGAUGAUGAUGAUGAUGAUGAUGAUGAUGAUGAUGAUGAUUGA
Fulvia fulva is the source of this 2913-nucleotide messenger RNA. Its product is annotated as Trigger factor. The transcript has a single exon. The record is from RefSeq and is a predicted model, not a curated record. The coding region runs from base 1 to 2913 and encodes 970 amino acids. NCBI's taxonomy places the organism in Eukaryota, Fungi, Ascomycota, Dothideomycetes, Mycosphaerellales, Mycosphaerellaceae.